UUACUCGUCACUCGUCAUAUUCGCUCCUGAAUCCUCCAUCCUACAUCCUCCAUCCUCCAUACGUAGCCAGGCUUGACUCCUCCAUCCUCCAAGAUACCACAGCAAAAUGACCACCACGAUGGCACCCGCCGCACUUAACGUCCUCUACUACUUCCAGAAGCAAGAGUUGAAGCUCGAUUUCAACGUCGCCGACCGGGCGCAAGCCUAUCAGAACCUCAACCGCGAAGGCCGCAUCUACGCCACUGAGCCUACUGCCGUGUACCUCCCUCUCCCGCCGUCAAUGGCAUACCUCCGCGACAGCCACAACGGGAUGGUGAUCGGCUUCACGACCGGCACAGAUGCCACUCGGUGGUGUCAAACCGCCGUGCUAGCCCGUCUCCACUCUCCUACUGCUCCGCACGAGGUCCGCAUUCGCCGCGCCUGGACGGAAGAGGCCCUGGACCAGCAGCUCCAGGUGCACCAGUUCCCUCUGUUCAUGCCGGACCAGGAUGAAGCGCCGCCCUCUCCGGGCUCCUCACCCGACGCACAGCCCGCCUAUAGCCCCGAGGCAAGCCAGCCAGUCAAGGGGUCCCAGCCCGGAACAUCCCACGGGGCCAGACCGAGCAUUUCGAUGCAGUCCCCCCCCUCAACGAGCGCCUAUCUCCCUGUUCCCAUGCCCCCACCGCUGCUGCCGGCGCCCUUGACGAUUAGGACGCCGGAGCGAGCCCCAGCAACGCAGGAGAUGAUUGGACGUCGGCCGCGAGCGAGCAGCUUCUACUAACAUCGUUUUUCUUUCGAAAGGCGGUUGUUUCUGCUUGAAUUAUUCUUUG
Messenger RNA from Aspergillus saccharolyticus JOP 1030-1, 809 nucleotides. RefSeq lists its product as uncharacterized. The coding region runs from base 107 to 760 and encodes 217 amino acids. The transcript has a single exon. The record is from RefSeq and is a predicted model, not a curated record. Lineage: Eukaryota; Fungi; Ascomycota; Eurotiomycetes; Eurotiales; Aspergillaceae.